Molecule: messenger RNA, 285 nt
Organism: Mitosporidium daphniae
Lineage: Eukaryota; Fungi; Microsporidia
Exons: 1
Coding region: 1-285 (94 amino acids)
Source: RefSeq, a predicted model, not a curated record
AUGACAGUGACCAAAUCUGAAAAGGAUUGGAACGAAGCAUUGGAGCUUUUCCAUGAAAAGAAAUCCGAGUCCCUGGACGACCUUGUUCCAGUCUGCGAGUACAACGGGGAAUUCAUAGAUUUCCCAGAACACUCCGAAAGGAAACUUGCCUUUAUCGUGGUUAAUAACCUGGUUAUGAUCACGCAUAAUACGACCAAAGUUCACACCUUUGUAAAACGGUGCAUUUGCGAAGUAAUUCGCAAGGCUGCAUCAGAAGCUAGACUAUCUCCUAUGAUUUCUAUAUGA